Chaetura pelagica (chimney swift) is the source of this 2649-nucleotide messenger RNA. RefSeq names its product family with sequence similarity 91, member A1 (gene FAM91A1). Gene Ontology annotation, cellular component: cytoplasmic vesicle; trans-Golgi network. The record is from RefSeq and is a predicted model, not a curated record. The transcript is spliced from 25 exons. Gene Ontology annotation, biological process: intracellular protein transport. Bases 1 to 2649 code for a protein of 882 amino acids. NCBI's taxonomy places the organism in Eukaryota, Metazoa, Chordata, Aves, Apodiformes, Apodidae.
AUGGCAAGAUCAAGCAAACUGGAUGCAGAGGACAAGAAGGCACUAGGAGCUUAUCAAAAGGGUGCCUAUGAACAUUCUCCUCUGAAAACUGGAGUGGAGAGAAUACAAAAGGUGAAAAGGAAAUAUUAUCCCAGAACUGGGAUCCUGAAGACGCUGGUGAUGCUGAAGAAGAACAGGGUCUGUAGUUCUCUGGUGACCAACUCAACAGGUCUUGGAAACUCUCAGAGGGAAUAUGAAAGGCAGGUCGUGCUCUACAGCAUCCGCAAUCAGUUACGGUACCGGAAUAACUUGGUUAAGCAUGUCAAGAAAGACGAGCGUAAAUAUUAUGAGGAUCUGUUAAAAUAUAGUCGAGAUCAUCUCAUGUUGUACCCUUAUCACUUGUCUGACAUCAUGGUAAAAGGGCUGAGAGUAACACCAUUUUCGUAUUACACGGGCAUAAUGGAGGAUAUAAUGAACAGCGAAAAAAGCUAUGAUUCAUUACCCAACUUCACUGCUGCUGACUGUCUAAGACUUCUUGGUAUAGGAAGAAACCAAUAUAUAGAUCUAAUGAACCAAUGUAGGUCUUCAAAAAAAUUUUUCAGAAGGAAAACUGCUCAUGAUCUGUUACCCAUGAAGCCUGUGGAGAUUGCUAUAGAAGCUUGGUGGGUCGUACAGUCUGGCUACAUCACUGAGGAUGACAUCAAGAUAUGUACUACUUCAGAGAAGUCUGCUAUUGAUAAGAUAAUUGAUUCAGGUCCUCAGCUUGCUGGUUCAUUAGACUUCAAUGUAGUUCACAGCUUAUAUAACAAAGGAUUUAUUUACCUUGAUGUACCAAUAUCUGAUGACAGCUGUAUAGCAGUGCCACCACUUGAAGGUUUUGUGAUGAACAGACUGCAAGGUGAUUACUUUGAAACACUCCUGUAUAAGAUAUUUGUUUCAAUAGAUGAACACACUAAUGUGGCAGAGCUUGCAAACGUCCUAGAGAUUGACUUAUCUUUAGUUAAGAAUGCCGUGUCCAUGUAUUGCCGGUUAGGCUUUGCCCAUAAAAAAGGCCAAGUAAUAAACCUGGAUAAUCUUCAUCCAUCGUGGAAGAAUGUUCCGUCAGUGAACAGACUGAAGAGUACUUUGGACCCUCAAAAGAUGCUGCUUUCAUGGGACAGUGGGGAAAACAGAAGUCCUAUACAGGAAGCUGGGUCAUCAGCCACAGAUACAGAUACCAACAGUCAAGAUGAUCCAGCUGAAACAGCCAGUGUGAGCAGCCUCAGUCUCUCUAGUGGACACACAAAGCGUAUUGCCUUCCUCUUUGAUUCUACUCUCACUGCCUUUUUAAUGAUGGGAAAUCUUUCACCAAACUUGAAAAGUCAUGCAGUCACUAUGUUUGAAGUUGGGAAACUGUCAGAUGAGAGUCUUGACAGCUUCUUGGUGGAGUUGGAAAAGGUUCAAAGCACGGGUGAAGGGGAAGCACAGCGGUACUUCGAUCACGCGCUUACACUGAGGAACACGAUUCUGUUCUUGCGGCAUAAUAAAGACCUAGGGGCACAAGCUGUACAACCUGAUCAACCAAAUAAUGGCUUUCCCUUGGACCUCUUACGAUGUGAGAGUUUGCUCGGCUUGGAUCCAGCUACCUGCAGCAGAGUUCUCAAUAAAAAUUAUAGUCUGCUGGUUUCCAUGGCACCACUCACCAAUGAAAUUCGACCUAUUAGCAGCUGUACACCCCAGCAUAUUGGACCUGCAAUACCAGAAGUCAGUUCAGUUUGGUUCAAACUUUAUAUUUACCACAUCACUGGACAUGGCCCACCCUCUCUGUUGCUCUCUAAAGGAACACGUCUUCGGAAACUUCCAGACAUUUUUCAGGGUUAUGAUCGCUUAUUAAUAACAUCUUGGGGUCAUGACCCAGGAGUAGUUCCUACUUCAAAUGUGCUCACAAUGUUGAAUGAUGCUUUGACACAUUCUGCUGUUCUAAUUCAGGGACAUGGCAUGCAUGGAAUGGGAGAGACGAUGCACAUACCCUUCCCAUUUGAUGAAGCUGAGCAGCAGGGAGACUUCUCUCGUGUGAACAUGGGCAUUCAUACGGCUUUAAAAAUACUGAGGAACAAGGUAGAUUUGCAGCAUUUUUGUGGCUAUGUCACUAUGUUGAAUCCCUCAAGUCAGCACACGAGCAGAAAACUGAGCGAUGCUUCUGAUGGAAGAGGAGAUGCUGAACUAGGAUCAGGUUUUGAUGUAAAUGGGAGCACAGAAUCAUUUGAGAUGGUAAUAGAAGAAACCUCAAUGGAUUCUGCAGUCAAGCAAAGCCUUGAAGUACCCACAACAGAACUGGAAUGGGUUCCCCUGGAAUUAUGCUUUGGCAUUCCACUCUUCAGCUCUGAGUUGAAUCAAAAAGUCUGCAAAAAAAUUGCCACUCAUGGAUUAUGUAGAAAAGAGAGCCUUCAAAAACUCUUGCAUUCCAGUAGAAAGCUGUCUCUUCAGGUCCUUAAUUUUGUUCAUUCAUUCCAGGAAGGUACUUCAACACUGGAUCAGCUCCAUGAUGCUGGUUCUUCAAGUUCACCUCUGCAGCCCCUUUCUUCAGAUAUGGGUGUUCCACUUCCUGCCAAGAAUCUCAUGUUCAAAGAAGGUGUAUUAUCUGAAUGGAACGGGUGGUCCCCUUGCUCAGUUUUUUUCAACCACACCUGA